Molecule: messenger RNA, 456 nt
Organism: Andrographis paniculata
Lineage: Eukaryota; Viridiplantae; Streptophyta; Magnoliopsida; Lamiales; Acanthaceae
Exons: 2
Coding region: 1-456 (151 amino acids)
Source: RefSeq, a predicted model, not a curated record
AUGCUUACUGGGACAAACUUUAAGAUUUUAAAGGAAACCGUAGAAAUUGUCCUCGGUUGUAUGGAUUUGGAUCUUACCUUUCGAUCCGACCGACCCAUUACUACUGAGGCAGAGCCUAAUGAGGCUAAAAUUGAGAAAUUGGACCGGUCGAACCGAAUGUGCAUGAUGAUCAUGAAGCGCUCAAUUCCGGAUGCGUUUCGGGGCUCUGUUGCUGAGAGCAAAACAACUAAAUCUUUCCAUGAAGCCGUUGAGAAAUACUUUGCCAGAAAUGAAAAGACGGAGGCGAGUAGUCUUUUGGCUACACUCGCCUCCAUGCGGUAUAAAGAGGAAAAGAGAGUGCAGAGAGACAAAUCUGAAAAUGUUCAUCUACCCCUUUAUGCUCAUGGCAAGAAAAAGAAGGGACCUAAGAACAAGUGGAAUCAAAAUGUUUCUUCUGCAAGAAGCCGGGGCAUAUGA